UACAUGACUGUUCAAAGCCACUUCAGAAUCAGAGGCCUGAAUUCUCACUCCGCCAUAGCCAGGAGCUUGCUCACAACCACCGCCAUUCCCUGGAACACCCACCUUAGAGAACUAGCGAAGCAAUGCCUCUUCUCCGAAGCUUUAAAUCUCUACCGUCGGAUGCUCCGUUCGGGCCAAUCGCCGAACGCUUUCACCUUCCCUUUCGUCCUCAAAUCCUGCGCUUCCCUGUCUCUCUCCACCGCCGGAAAACUACUCCACGGCCACGUUAUCAAGAUCGGGUGCGAGCCCGAACCCUUUGUGCAGACGUCUCUAAUUUCAAUGUACUGUAAAUGCUGUCUGGUGGAUAAUGCACGCAAGGUGUUUGAUGAAAAUCCACAAUCGAGAAAUUUGACCGUUUGUUAUAAUGCUCUGAUAUCUGGGUACACGUUGAAUUCCAAGUUUUUGGAUGGGAUUGUUUUGUUUUCCAAGAUGAGGGAGACAGGUGUCGCGGUUAAUUCAGUUACGAUGCUGGGUUUGAUUCCGCGGUGUGCGGAACCUGUGUAUUUGGCUCUUGGGAUGUGUUUUCAUGGUUUUUGUGUUAAGAGUGGGCUGGAUAUUGAUUUUUCUAUUGGGAACUGUUUGCUCACAAUGUACGUGAAAUGCGGAUCAGUUCAGUAUGCCCGGAGCUUGUUUGAUGCCAUGCCUGAGAAGGGUCUGAUUACUUGGAAUGCGAUGAUUUCUGGAUACGCACAGAAUGGAUUUGCCACAGAAGUUUUGGACCUUUACCGGGAAAUGAAACUAUGUGGCAUUUAUCUCGAUCCCGUGACGCUUGUUGGGGUUUUGUCGUCUUGCACUCAUCUUGGAGCCCAUGGUGUUGGCCGUGAGGUGGAACAGCAGGUUCAGCUUUGCGGGUUCGAUUCAAAUCCCUUUUUGAAAAAUUCUCUUAUUAAUAUGUACGCUAGGUGUGGAAAUUUGGUGAAAGCUCGUGAAAUUUUCGAUUCUGUGCUCGAGAAAAGUAUAGUUUCUUGGACAGGAGUUAUAGGGGGAUACGGAGUGCACGGACAUGGGGAGAUUGCCGUGCAGCUUUUCGAAGAAAUGAUUAAGACUGGAAUCAGACCUGAUAAAACAGCGUUUGUAAGCAUUAUCUCUGCCUGCAGCCAUUCGGGAAUGACUGAUAAGGGACUCGAAUAUUUUUCUGCAAUGAAGAGUAAAUACGGUUUGCAGCCAGGUCCGGAGCAUUAUUCUUGUGUGGUAGAUCUUUUAGGACGAGCUGGUCGGCUGAAGGAAGCCAAGGAUCUUAUCAACUCAAUGCAGGUAAAUCCAGAUGGUGCAGUAUGGGGAGCCCUCUUGAAUGCUUGUAAAAUUCAUAAAAAUGUAGAGCUAGCGGAGUUAGCUUUUGAACGGAUCAUUGAGCUUGAACCUACCAAUAUCGGUUAUUAUGUUUUGUUGUCGAAUAUAUAUUCUGAUGCAGAGAAUCUGGAGGGGGUUUUAAAGGUUAGAGUGAUGUUGAGAGAGAGACAGCUCAAAAAGGAGCCAGGGUGUAGCUAUGUUGAACUCAAAGGGAAAGUUCAUAUGUUCUUGGCUGGAGAUAAAACGCAUUCUCAGACAGCUGACAUAUAUGGAAUGUUGGAUGAGUUAGAAAAUUCUGUGAAGCAACUUGGUGGGCCUAAUGGGGAGGAUCAUAAGAGGCGAAAAGGUGAAGAACAAUUGAUUGGUGAAGGUGUGCAUAGUGAGAAGCUGGCAAUUGCAUUUGGACUUGUGAAUACUAGUCCAGGGACUGAGAUCGUUGUGAUAAAGAACCUAAGAGCAUGCGGAGAUUGCCACUUGUUUAUAAAGCUGGUUAGCAAAAUAGUGGACCGUAAGUUUGUUGUGAGAGAUGCGACUCGCUUCCACCAUUUCAAAGAUGGGGUUUGUUCUUGCAGAGACUACUGGUAGCAGUAGGUGGUAACAAUGUAUUCCAGAGCCUGCAGCCCAAGCCCCGCAUCGGAUAUGCACUGCGAAGACCAUAAACAUUUAAAUGAGAGCCUGUGAACUUGAAGGCACCUUCAGCUAGUCACUAUUAGGCAAGGUUGCGAGGUUUUACAAACUGCCAUUCUAAAGCCGUGUCUCUAAGUACAUGAAAAUCAUGCAUUGCCAAUUGGUGUUGCAAUGCUGAACACAAAGCAAGAGGAUGAGAAUUUUCGCUCCGAUCUUUGACAAAUACAAGUGAAAGUGGUUACGGGUUUUGUAGAAAGUGAUUGAAAUUUGGUUGCAGACUUAUCACCAAUGUCAUCUUUG
Molecule: messenger RNA, 2256 nt
Organism: Morus notabilis
Lineage: Eukaryota; Viridiplantae; Streptophyta; Magnoliopsida; Rosales; Moraceae
Product: putative pentatricopeptide repeat-containing protein At3g11460, mitochondrial
Exons: 1
Coding region: 4-1914 (636 amino acids)
Biological process (GO): RNA modification
Molecular function (GO): protein binding; zinc ion binding; RNA binding
Source: RefSeq, a predicted model, not a curated record